AUGCGUGGCUCCACCUUACGGCGAGAGAGUGAACUACAUAGUGAUCUAUUCGGAAGAGGCGAUCAUAUAAUUAUGAUCAAACUUCACUUAGGUAAAACAGAAGGCAAUAUGAACAUAGAGAUAAAUGACAUCAAUUUGGAACAAGUCGAUUCAUACAAACAUUUGGGAGUAAACAUCAGCAACACAGGAGAACAAGAGACGGAAAUCAUCGAAAGAAUUGGCAACACGUCCCGCUUGUAUCAAGCCAUUAAGAACAGUUUCUUAAAUAAAAAAGAAAUCUCGAGAGCAGUGAAGAUGAGUGUAUACAAGACAGUAUUCAUAUCGACGUUGAUUUUUGGCUGUGAAAGUUGGGUAUUAACUAAAAGAUUGAAGAGUAAGAUCCAAAGAAUGAACAUGUUAUAUCUACGACUACGAAGAGUACCUGGGUUAACAAGGAAAGAUAGACUAAGGAACAGCUUUAUAAGAGAGGAACUAAAAGUAGAUUCGAUCCUGAAUCAAAUUGAGCAAUGUCAGCUUAGGUGGAAUGGACAUUUGAUCAGAAUGAACAACGACAUACCAGAAAAAGGCGUGUGGGAAGCUAAAAUGCAGGGAAAGAGACCAAGGGGAAGACCAACUAAAACAUGGAAUGACACAAUAGAGAAGAUAGUGCAGGAUAGAGGACUAACAUUAACAGAAGCCAAAAGUUGA
Sitophilus oryzae (rice weevil) is the source of this 687-nucleotide messenger RNA. RefSeq lists its product as uncharacterized. The record is from RefSeq and is a predicted model, not a curated record. The transcript is spliced from 2 exons. The coding region runs from base 1 to 687 and encodes 228 amino acids. NCBI's taxonomy places the organism in Eukaryota, Metazoa, Arthropoda, Insecta, Coleoptera, Curculionidae.